This is a messenger RNA of Sycon ciliatum, 4275 nucleotides long. RefSeq lists its product as uncharacterized. The transcript has 2 exons. NCBI's taxonomy places the organism in Eukaryota, Metazoa, Porifera, Calcarea, Leucosolenida, Sycettidae. The coding region runs from base 339 to 3845 and encodes 1168 amino acids. The record is from RefSeq and is a predicted model, not a curated record.
GAGCGUUUCAAAAUUCACUUGAUCUGUUUCUGCUGUUUUGAUGCAGAGAGGGAGGAAUGGUGGAUUCGGGCUGAUUCGGAUGGAGAAAUGCACGAAUGCAGACCACAUGCGUCAAAUGCAGGCGUACACGUGUACAGUCACGUGUUGGCAAUGGCCUUUUCAUGCAUUCCCCUGAAAAAAAAUUUGGAUUCUAUGUGUAGUUUUUUUUUCGUUGAGAGGUCUUGCUUGCCCAAAUACUAGAAAUAGGGCACAGACUUCGUCUUUUUUAGUUUGGUGAUCGCCAGUCUACGUUUGGAGCUUUUCGACAGACUUCGUCCAGUGCCACCAGACCACUGAUCAUGUCGUCGCGGAAGCAUGACGUGCAGGCCAGACGUUCCUCGCGUCGUGCCACUCCUGGGGCCUACCAGUGUGGAAACCCCUUCCACUACCAGUGGGGGAGUACGUCCACAAGGAAGGACAAAAACGCCAGGAAGUCGCUGUUGAAUGUCCUCUCCAGCAUCAGCGGACGGAACAUCAAGUCUAUCUGCAGGUACUGCCGACAUGUUGCUGAUGAGAAGCCAGAAGUCACCAGUCACCCGCUCUACAAGGGUCCGUCAGUAUUAAACACUCCUGGUGUGGUAAGUCGCAAUGAUGCUCCUCCUUUUGAUGAUUCUGUGGAUGGUGGGGGUGUGGCCUCUGGUGAUGGAUCUGCUUGUGGGAUUCAGUGUGGCAAUGGCGUGGGAAGCAAUUGUGGUAAGGAGGUUGGCGUUGCUUGUGCCGGAGGGUCAGUAGGUAGUUUACUCGACACAAUUGGUCAUGGGUUGGGCAGCAGCUUGGGUGGUGGUCAGGAGUUGGGCAGUGGUAGCACAGGUGGCGAAGACUUAGAUAGAGAUAGCUUAGGUGGUCUGGAGUUGGGUACGGACAAUGUAUCUGUUCAGGAAGAGGGUAGGCCCCACCUACUUGGUCAGGAUGUGAGUGCCUUGCCUGACAUACCGUGUUCUUGUUGUUCUGAACUGCAAGUACAGUUGCUGGCAAAGGAGGCAGAAAUAAAAGCCCUCCGUCUUCAGGUGGGUAUGUUGGAGAAUGUUAGGGAUGAGCAGGCCAAACAGCUUGCUGAGGUUACAGAGCAAGUUGAGGGGAUGGUGAAGGUGGAUGAGUUAUUGGCACAACAGGUGGGCCGGGUAAAUCUGGUGGAGAAAAUAGUGGAAAAAGAGAACAUGCUGUUGUUCUCGGAUACUGUUACUGCAAUACAAGGAGCUAAAUCCAGCCGCACCGUUGCAAAUUUGCUGGCAAUCCCCGAAGGUCGCCUAACCGCAAGGCCAUAUAAUCCCGUGGUCGAGGCUUUUGUAACUGGGAUUACAAAGCCGCUUAGUGUUUCAGGCAGUGAUGAGGCUGACCGUAAGCGGGCAAUGAGGCAGCAGGAGGCCAUAGAGUGUAUUCAUGCUGCCAGAAACUUGAAUUAUUGUUCAGAUUUUCAUGUCCUGUUCCAGUCAAUUGUGUAUGCAGUCACUCAGAGUCGGGUUGCAGUUGACCUCAUUGGGCACCUUGGGCCGGGAGGGAGCUACACUCUAGUGAAGGAUUGGCUGGCUAAUCUUGGGGGCGAGCGCAUUUCAGUUCCCCCAGGGUUUGUCACCAUUGGCUUCGAUAAUGAGCAAAGGCAACUCAAGUCAUAUUUGUCCCGAGGUGCAAACCGCUCUACGUACGAGGUUCUUACGAAUGUUGUUUAUGCGGUCAAUGAUGACUCGUCAGUACAGAGCAAUGAGCAAUUUCAUUUCAGGCACUGGGUUUUCCCAUCUGUGGCGGAACUACAGAACAUUUACGACACACAUCCCGAAACAACAGACUCACACUCACCAAUGCACGCACACCUUCUUCAGUACAUGGACUCGCGCAUAAACAAUCUACUCAUGGAGGCAAAGUACAAAGACCCUGUCGACACAUAUGGGAGAGAGGAGGAAAGGGCAAAGAAGGUGAUUGUGUGCCCUGGCUGUAAAACGGAGUAUGAGAAGCGGAAGGUAAAAUGUUCAAACACAGAGUGUGCUGUGGAGAACCUUAGGGCAGCUAUAGCCAGUGCGACCGGGCAAUCUCGGGUGUCGACUGAGGUGAUUCGUGUACCCCGACAGGGUACAGUUGGGCACGGGACACAGUACGUUUACAAGAACGUUGCAGAUGGUGCUGGUGUUGUUGUGGGGAAAGUUCGUAGUGGAGUACACGGGGCCAGUGAAAACACUCUUCCUCCAGCUGAUGUUGGGCUUCUUGAGCCAGUUUUCGUAAAUCCCAAUUCCCAUGAGGCCGUCCGUGUGCUAUUGAGAGAGAUUGGCAAAGAUGCAGGGGUGAACCAGUGUUUGGGUGAUGGUAGUGGAACGCGGCAUUGGGUCAAUGUUGUGUGUGAUGGGUUGCCGUAUUCCCUGAUGCGAACUGUACUGGGUGAGUCAAGGGAGGCAGUGAGGCUGGCUACCUUGAAUGCCGCUGGAGUGCUAAACUCUAAAGCCAUGGGCAAACAGGAGCUAGUUGGGGCAUUGAGAGAGCGAGGGCUGAGUACUGCCGGUAGCCUUACCGUAUUGCGCACCAGGCUAGAUGACCACUUGCAGCUGGAAACCACAGCUGGAAACAUCACCAUGCCACACCACUAUCCGGAUGCAGAAUUUGAUUGGGUUGUGUGUCAGAGCGGCGGUCUGCACUGGGAGAUGAACUUGAUACAAGCUGUCAUCAAGACAUUGUUUCCCUUUGUCUACAAGGAGUUUCUCUUGUGCCAGGGCUACACAUCCCCACGUCAACUCGACUGGGCUCACAAAGCGAAAGACCAUCACCGGGCAUAUGAUGAGCUGAGCCGCUUUACGGACGGAUGUGUCGAUGAGCUCCUGCGACCCUACGUACUGCACUGCGGACAGGACGCCCGUCCCACGGCACAUGGAUUUCUUGCUUGGGCUGAGAAGCUCAAGGGGAACCAUGUUUUCACCUGGCUCCUGCAUUGUGUUGUGCAGUACUGCUUUCCCGCAUUUAUGCUCCGGCGUGGCAUGCGGCACGACGACAUUGACCUGUACCUUGCAGCCCGGCGGACAAUGUCGCCACUUCUCCAUGCUCGCAACCACACAACGUACCAGCUAAUAGAGCUGUAUGAAGAGCAGCAGCGGCUUGCGACUCCACCCGACCUGAGGAAACUCCUGGACAGGACACUGUUCCUGAGCCGCUCUGGCAGAACAGACGCGCACCAAGCAGUCGACGCUGUGGUUGAAGAACUAAAUGCCAACAUGAAGGCCUGGGUGUCUGGUGACAAGGACUCAAAUAUGUGGCGGCAUGUGGCCCGCAACUACAACCAACUGGUGACGUUGAGGUCGAAGGUAUUUGGCACCCUGAGGCUCACGGAUCCCAAAUCCACUGCUAAGGCCCAACCGUCGUACGAGAAGGAGCUGGUUGUUUGGCGACACCGCCUUCGUAGCUUCCUGUGCCCUGGAGAAGAGCUGGCUCUUCACCGCCCGUUAGAGUCCAUGUCAUCCGAUGAGGACAUGUUGGACACUGCUGUGGACCUCACCGACAACGGGAAGCGUCGUCGCCGAGAACUUUGCGAGUCCUUUGGUAAUGGACAGUGGCCGAAGACUCGUUCAUCGAAGUCCGUCCACUUCCUUACCACUGAUGAGAAGGAGAAAGUCCACGCAGAGAGCAACCGUUCAGUGGCAUCUCUCAAACGUGAGUUUCAUCGCCUCGUCCAGCACCUACCUGACCAAGCACUGGCGUCAGAACUCGCAGCACAGCUCCAGGUCUGUUCUACUUCCCAAUCUGCUCUGGAUGUUGUCAAACAGCUCCGUUCCAUGGUUAACUCAAUCACUGAUGUUCAGCCGGCAGUGGACAUGGAAAUCGACUCCUAGUUACAUACAGUGGAAUAUACAAUGGGCCGGUCUAUUUGUAAUGGAAUGUCAAUGCAUUUGGUGAGUUCUGUGCCGUUGUAUUUGUACAAGUAGGCUCCAACUUCCAUUUCCUGGGUGCUGGGGUGUGCAGCACUACUGUCAGACUAUGGCAUUAUUUAUGUGCCAAGGGUAAAAAAUAGCCAUCAAAAUUAUGUGGUUUUGGUGUGCGCCAUUUUUCAUUCUCUGCGAAAUCUACACUUACAGCUGUUGGAGCUUACCUGUGCAUAUUGUUUAGUUUGUAUGUUAUGGAUAAUGCACUAAUGUAAAAAAAGGGUUGUGCUGUACUUCCUCCGAUAAGCAAACUUUAUUUACUUUUGACACACCCUGAAGUAGAAAAAUUUUGCUGAACGGAGGUAGUACCAUUUAGGAACAUUUUUACUGAGUUGAUGUG